Molecule: messenger RNA, 1170 nt
Organism: Macrosteles quadrilineatus (aster leafhopper)
Lineage: Eukaryota; Metazoa; Arthropoda; Insecta; Hemiptera; Cicadellidae
Gene: Pfdn5
Product: prefoldin subunit 5
Exons: 5
Coding region: 87-569 (160 amino acids)
Biological process (GO): protein folding; regulation of DNA-templated transcription
Cellular component (GO): cytoplasm; prefoldin complex
Source: RefSeq, a predicted model, not a curated record
AGUUCCAGUUUCCAGUAUUUACAUCGUAAUUAUUUACAACACAAAGUUAAGAAAUCUUAUUUUUAAUUUUAAAUAAUUUCACUACUAUGGCUGCCACUGAAAGUAAGGGAGAACUCCAAACCAUUGAUCUGAGUAAACUCAACAUUCAGCAACUGGCUCAAUUGAAGAACCAGGUCGACAAUGAGUUGAUGGUAUUUCAAGAUUCAGUCCACAGUUUGAAAAUUGCCCAGACAAAAUUUCUGGAGUCUAAGGAAAGUUUAGACAAAAUUACACCGGAGAGCAAAGGAAAGGACAUCAUGGUUCCACUAACAGGAUCUAUGUAUGUUCCUGGAAAAAUUGCAGAUUCUGAAAAAGUUAUUAUUGAUAUUGGUACUGGGUACUACAUUGAAAAAGAUGUGGAAGCUGCCAAAGACUACUUCAAGAGAAAAGUUGCUUUUGUCACUGAACAGAUGGAGAAGAUACAGGCUAUUGGAGUUGAAAAGAGUAAAAUCAAAGAAGUUCUUAUGGAUGUGAUGGAAAGCAAAAUUCAAAUCAUGGGAGCUCAGCGGCCAGUAGCAGCUGACACGUGAACAUAUGUACUUCUGCUGUACGUUUACACUCUCCGUCUGUUUAAUAUCAUGAUAUUAUCUGUUUAACAUGAAUUAAUUUGAUUUAUUGAACGUAAUGUGUUCAAAUAACCGUUAAAUUUAAGACUACAGACUACGCUUAAAUAUUGUUUAAUAACGGUAUCAAACUAGUUCAACAGAAACAGUGAUUUUAGUGGUUUAUUCAAUUAUAGUGCUACUUGUUUAUUCUUUUUCUCGCUUGUUCGCUUUUUCAGGUUUUAUUAAAAAGUACUACUUUACUUUGAUUCAGUUGAUUCCCUGCUGUGUUAUAAAAUACUAAUACAUUUUAUCAAUGAAAAAAUGUUAUGGCAAUUAUUUAAAAAAAUAUUUUAAUUUACUGGUUUUAUUGGGCAUCAGAUUCUGCAUUGUCUGCUGUGGCCUUGCCAUGGGUUAGAAAAUUGAAGUUAUUUCAGCCUUCUGAAACAAUAUUCAGUCUCUUUUAAACGUGUCGCUUAUAAAGCUGGUAGCGCAAAUUAUUUUUACAAACAACAAACAAAACUUUUGCUCACUAUUUUUUUUUUAUGUGUUUUUGUAUGAAAAAAUAUACUUCUGUUUAUUUAUUAAA